UGGCUGCUAAUGAAUGAGGUCAAAGGUUGUCACACCGGCACCAUCUUCAAUUUGUAAACACAAGUUCUGAUGCAAUAAAGGCCUAUUAUUUCUGUGUAUUUUACGGAAUCGGAAUGCCGAUCACAGUAAAAGAUUACACGUGGGAUGAAACGGAAACGUCUGUUCACGUGGUUGUCCCAUUAAAAGGUGUCAAAGCAAGCAAAGUUGAUAUUUUUUCGACCGAUGAAUACUUGAAAGUUAAUUAUCCGCCAUACCUCUUUGAAGUUGUGCUGUUCCAGCCGGUAGAUGACAGUAAAGGAACGGCACAAGUUGGUGACGGUACCAUCACAUUCAAUCUACAGAAGAAAGAGCCUGGACUAUGGAGCCGUCUCAUUUCACUGAAUUCAGAGGACAAAGACUUAAUGAAGAGCAAGCGGCAAGCUGCCAUCGAUGCAACCCACAAAAAAGCACAACAGGAGAAGCAACGGCAGCAGGUGGAGAAACAGGAACGAGACAGAAUGGCUCUCAAGGAACAGAUGAGAUUGGAAAAUGAAGAGAGACAAAGGAUAGAAGAAGUGAAAGAAGCUGAGAGGCAGAAAGCCACGGAGGACUUGGAGAAAUGGAAAACCCAACAACUUGCGGCAGAGAAAGAACGAGAGGAGACGAACAAACAGAACGUUGAUAUCUUCGAUGAUGAAGCUACGGAUGCAGAACCAUUGCCAGCCGUCAGAAAACACCCAGGAUCUACGGACAAGACACAGACUGAGGUCAAAGGCCAGCCCCCACCGAGGUCAUCGGGAAACAUUCAGGUCACCUUCACCCCCAGAAUAUUCCCCACCCCCCUCAGGGAGUCCAAAGUGCAAGCAGAGGAAGAGUGGUUGAAGAAGCAAGCAGAGGCACGGAGGGUCGUGGACAUUGACGACCCAGACUUGACUGAAGAAGAGAAAAACCCAGUCUGGCUCAAGGACAAAGGAGAUGGCUUUUUUAAGUCUGGAAACUACCUCGCUGCUGUCAACGCCUACAACUUGGCUGUUAGAUUGGACAGCAAACUGCAUGCCGUUUAUUCCAAUCGUGCCACUUGCCAUCUAAAGUUAAGGAAUUUCAUCAAGUGCAUCGAAGACUGUUCAAAGGCAUUGGAGCUUCUGACCCCACCAGUAGACGCUAAUGCUAAAUCCAGACUACGAGCUCACGUCAAAAGAGGCACUGCCUUCUGUGAAUUGGAACUCUACGUUGAAGGCUUGCAAGAUUACGAAGCAGCUCUUAAGUUGGACCCCACGAAUGUGCAGUUGAUAUCAGAUGCGGAGAAGAUCCGAGCGACUAUACAGAGCACGGUGGAAUGAACCGUCCAGAUCCUGCAUGGGUGUUCGAGGCAAGUGCUAGAACCAGCUCCUGCCAACAACUGUUUCAUGAAGUUGGGCGCGCAGAGUUUAAGCAGACUUUGACUUCCAAAAAACAGAUGCUUCCCUUCUAUGUGAUGAGUGGCUAGUAAUUACAUCUAGCCACUUUCAUCAGGACCGGUGAGGCUCCCUUCAAAUGUUAUGUGGACUGAGGAACAUAUUGAAAAGGAAACCAGACCAGCAGCCCACCCAACACCAGACAGCUAUCUGAAGAAUGGUGCAGCUGAUGUACGGAAAGUUUUAACACCCAUAUACAAGUUCUUGUUUGUAUAAAUUAUGCAUUUUUCACAUAUUUUAUUGUAAGUAUGGAAUUCCAGAGGUGCUUUUGCUGUGUAUAUAGUAAGCCAAACAUUUGAUCAGUUUCGCCAUCCACCAAUUAUUUUGAUGCGAUUUAUGUUUGCCUAUUUUCUCAUCUUUCUAUCGCAUUUCUUUGCAUCUGUGGCCUCUGACACCCCACCUUAUCUACACCCUUUUGCAAUGCAUUUAAUCCCAUUCAUUGUAAGAGCAAUUCACAAUACAGGCAUCAUCUACAGAGUUUUCCUCAAAUUUAUAGUUGGCAUCUGUCAAAACUAUCCUGCCG
Patiria miniata (bat star) is the source of this 1956-nucleotide messenger RNA. RefSeq names its product dynein assembly factor 4, axonemal-like (gene dnaaf4). Bases 114 to 1319 code for a protein of 401 amino acids. NCBI's taxonomy places the organism in Eukaryota, Metazoa, Echinodermata, Asteroidea, Valvatida, Asterinidae. Gene Ontology annotation, molecular function: protein binding. The transcript has 12 exons. The record is from RefSeq and is a predicted model, not a curated record. Gene Ontology annotation, biological process: outer dynein arm assembly; cilium movement; inner dynein arm assembly.